AUGUAAAUUUUUGUUAAGACUUUAACUCGAAAAACUAUUACUCUUGGCUUGGAGGUAUCAGAUACUAUCGAAGGUAUUAAGGCUAAGAUUCAAGAUAAGGAAGGUAUUCCCCCUGAUUAAUAAAGACUAAUUUUUGCUGGCAAGCAACUUGAUGACGGAAAAACUUUAUCAGACUAUAAUAUACAAAAAGAAUCAACUCUCCAUUUAGUUUUGAGAUUAAGAGGCGGUAUGCAAAUAUUCGUUAAGACUUUGACUGGUAAAACUGUUACUUUAGAUCUUGAACCUUGUGAUACUAUUGAAAAUGUUAAGGCUAAGAUACAAGACAAGGAAGGAAUUCCUCCUGAUCAAUAAAGACUGAUAUUUGCUGGUAAACAACUUGAUGAUAGUAAAACUAUUUCUGAUUACAAUAUUUCAAAGGAAUCUACUCUUCAUUUAGUCUUAAGAUUGAGAGGUGGCAUGUAAAUUUUUGUUAAGACCUUGACUGGUAAGACAAUUACGUUAGAUCUUGAAGUUUCUGAUACUAUUGAAAAUGUUAAAUCUAAGAUUCAAGACAAAGAAGGUAUUCCACCUGAUCAAUAAAGACUAAUUUUUGCUGGCAAGCAACUUGAUGACGGAAAAAUUUUAUCAGACUAUAAUAUACAAAAAGAAUCAACUCUCCAUUUAGUUUUGAGAUUAAGAGGCGGUAUGCAAAUAUUCGUUAAGACUUUGACUGGUAAAACGGUUACUUUAGAUCUUGAAUCUUGUGAUACUAUUGAAAAUGUUAAAGCCAAGAUCCAAGACAAGGAAGGAAUCCCUCCUGAUCAAUAAAGACUGAUAUUUGCUGGUAAACAACUUGAUGAUAGUAAAACUAUUUCUGAUUACAAUAUUUCAAAGGAAUCUACUCUUCAUUUAGUCUUAAGAUUGAGAGGUGGCAUGUAAAUUUUUGUUAAGACCUUGACUGGUAAGACAAUUACGUUAGAUCUUGAAGCUUCUGAUACUAUUGAAAAUGUUAAAUCUAAGAUUCAAGACAAAGAAGGAAUUCCUCCUGAUUAAUAAAGACUGAUUUUUUCAGGUAAAUGCCUCGAAGAUACUAGGACCCUUUCUGAUUACAAUAUCUAAAAAGAGUAAACUCUUCACUUAGUUUUAAGACUAAGAGGUGGUUAUAUAAGUAUAUGA
Molecule: messenger RNA, 1155 nt
Organism: Tetrahymena thermophila SB210
Lineage: Eukaryota; Ciliophora; Oligohymenophorea; Hymenostomatida; Tetrahymenidae
Product: polyubiquitin
Exons: 1
Biological process (GO): modification-dependent protein catabolic process; protein ubiquitination
Cellular component (GO): nucleus; cytoplasm
Molecular function (GO): protein tag activity; ubiquitin protein ligase binding
Source: RefSeq, a predicted model, not a curated record